UUUACAUUAGUGAUAUUACUCAUAAAAUAACAAAAACAAAAAGUUUCCAUGUUUCGCAUACAAAAACUAUUGAUUGAAGAAUACAGGGAAAUAUACGAACCCAUCAUUGUAGAGAAUCCUUUUACACAAGUUAACGAGCGGGGAAUUGGAUUGAGGCAAUAUCAUAUUGGUUUGACACGCUCAAAUAUAUUUUUCGGUUGUGAUGACUUUGACAACACCAACUUGGGAAAUAUCCGUGGCAAUGGCGUAGAUCCUGAAAUCGAGACUUUUGAUUUGGUCAGCAUGCUGCCGUUGCAGUUCAUAAAGUUGAAUUUCUUUCGAAAACGUGGACGUGACAUAAUGCGCAUUAUCAUUUGUGGGGAGGAGGAUAGGCCAAUGUUCUUCGAAUUUGGUGGACAUUUCUACAAAAGGCUUUUUUGGAAAACAUGGCGUGAACGUAUCUCUUCUAUACGACUUCUUCAUCCCAAUCUUAUGCAUAUAAAUGGAUCCUCACCUUUCUCCAGUACCGAUGUUCUAGCUGAGGAUGAAAUAUGCCAAGCUCUUGUGCAUCGUGAACCAUCCAUGUAUUCCUAUGGAAAUUGUUCCUUAAGUCCUUAUAUCAAUAGUGAAUAA
Molecule: messenger RNA, 612 nt
Organism: Stomoxys calcitrans (stable fly)
Lineage: Eukaryota; Metazoa; Arthropoda; Insecta; Diptera; Muscidae
Exons: 3
Coding region: 49-612 (187 amino acids)
Source: RefSeq, a predicted model, not a curated record